Molecule: messenger RNA, 1438 nt
Organism: Chiloscyllium plagiosum (whitespotted bambooshark)
Lineage: Eukaryota; Metazoa; Chordata; Chondrichthyes; Orectolobiformes; Hemiscylliidae
Source: RefSeq, a predicted model, not a curated record
AUGUCCACUGAAGCUGGAGUCACCGAGCAGGACGGUCAUACAUUCUCUGAGGAUCCUUUCUAUUUGGUGUAUGAAGAUUACGUAGAUGACACAGAUGGAAGAAUCUGUCCUUCUCAGAAUUUACAUUUCCUAAACAUCUCUAUCUCAAUUCUCUACUACCUGAUCUUCAUCAUUGGGUCAUUGGGAAACAUAUUUGUCAUCUUAGUAAUGAUCUGCAAAGAGAGGAGGAGGAAGAGACUGGUGGAUACCUUUGUGAUUAACUUGGCCUUUGCCGAUCUAAUCUUUGUCUUCACCUUGCCAUUCUGGGCAGCAUCAGCCAGUAGCAAUCAUCAGUGGAACUUCGGCAGUGUCUUCUGCAAGAUCAGCAGCUACAUUGUCGCUGUCAACAGGUACUCCAGCAUCUUUUUCCUCACCUGUAUGAGCAUUGACCGAUACCUAGCCAUUGUGAAACUACGGGACUUCAAGCACAUCAGAACUCAGAAAUACGCCGUGACCAUCAGUGUCAUGAUCUGGCUCUCUUCUCUGCUUCUGGCCAUACCUUCUGCCUACUUUCGAAAACCUGACCAGCUGAACGUGACCCAGUGCAGAGAGGACACGGAUUCCCCCUUCCUCCAAGUGUUCAAUCUGACUGCUGUCAGCCUGACCUUUGUCCUGCCUGUUAUCAUUAUCCUGUUCUGCUACUGCUCCAUCCUAGCCAAGCUGCGGAAUCAUUACGGCCACAGCAUGAAAGCCAUCCAGAGGCGGGAAAACUCCCUAAAAAUCGUCUUCGCCAUCGUGUCGGCUUUUGUUUUGUCCUGGUUGCCCUUUAACGUGUUCAAAACGAUCGCUCUGUAUUUGCAAUUCCGCAGCGCCAACCUCUCCUGUUGGACAGUAGUGAGCCGAGGUUUGGCUAUUGCUUCAUGUAUUGCUUUCGUUAAUAGCUGCGUGAACCCGAUCAUUUACGCGUUUUUAGACCGGAAUUUCAGGCAGAGAACUGGCUGGCUGACUUCUUAUGUUUUUGCCGGUCUGGGCAAAAGAAACAGCAGCUUCGGGUCUGGGUCAACACCUUCCGAAAGCAGCACCGUCGUUAGAAUACAAAGUCUUCUGUCGUACCAGUGAAUGCUAUCUACACACAGAGAAAUCUGUUAACAAAGGUGCCAGACAGGCUGGUUUUGCUGAUUAAAUCUGUCUCCAGCUAAAAUGUGAAAGGAUCUUCUUCAAAAAUAGACUUUUGCAAGCUUCUCAAUACGAAUGUAUUUGAAAAUUGGGGGAGGUUGAGCACAAGUCUGAUCGACACAAAGAGCAAAUCUGUUGCUUUGAAAUUUUAACUUGUGUUUGUACCUUAACCGAGUGUCUGAUGUCUAGAUUAGUUUGCUCUGUAGUCAUUGAAAGAACAACGCAUAUCAUGUAACCAACAUAUUUGGAUCGCUUUUAAUGUUUUGUAUCGAACUAAAUAAAC